Messenger RNA from Asterias rubens (European starfish), 1966 nucleotides. RefSeq names its product steroid 17-alpha-hydroxylase/17,20 lyase-like. NCBI's taxonomy places the organism in Eukaryota, Metazoa, Echinodermata, Asteroidea, Forcipulatida, Asteriidae. Gene Ontology annotation, biological process: progesterone metabolic process; hormone biosynthetic process. Bases 403 to 1884 code for a protein of 493 amino acids. The record is from RefSeq and is a predicted model, not a curated record. The transcript is spliced from 5 exons. Gene Ontology annotation, molecular function: iron ion binding; heme binding; steroid 17-alpha-monooxygenase activity.
AGGUGCGCAACACUGCGAUGUGAUUGGCUGUCUCUCAGCAUAGUUUGCAUAAGCAAUUGUUCCAAUACCUUACUCAUGAACCAAUCAGGAGCGAAGACAGUGAAGAUAGUCGAUGAUGAUAACAGUAUAGAGGCUGGAUUCCAAUGUUUCACAUCACCUACAUUUUGAGAGGAACGCGUUCUGUAUAAAAACCGACGGAACAAUUUGGAUUAAGCAGAAAGGACGUCUUGUAGACCGAUAAACAAACCGAGCUGAAAUGCUGUGCAGACUUAACUUUUGCAAGUGACCAAGUUUUAAUUCAUCUCAUGCAUUGUCAAACCGGCUGAACUGUGUGAUACCUUAAAAAACACACGCUCUAUUUGUUGAAGUGUUCGCAGUAGAACUGAAACUAGCUUGUCAAACAUGGUAUUAGUAGAUCUAGUGGUGUUUCUGGUAGCUCUCGUUUCCAUCCUAAAGUUUCUAGGAUGGAGGGCUACGAGGCACCUCCGACUACCCCCUGGUCCACGCGCCAUCCCCCUACUCGGUAACUUCAAUGUCUUCAUGACCAACCGACCAAUUUACAAGGUUCUGAAAGAUCUUGCUGACAAGUAUGGGAGCGUCUUCUCGCUCAGCUUGCCUAUGGGUCGGUUUGUCAUCCUCUCAGACGUAGAUGUUAUAAAAGAAGCAUUUCAGAACCAGUCGGAAGAUUUCUCCGGACGCCCGUACGUGUAUUCAAUCAAUCUGAUGACUCGUAAUAACUGUGGCAUUGCGUUCAGUGACUACAGUCCGGCAUGGCGUGUACAUCGCCGCACAGCGGCCCUAGCCAUCCGGCAUAACAUCAAAGGACACAACUGCAAACCUACCUCGGCUAAGAUCGUGCAAGAAGUAGAAAGACUCACCUGUAUGCUGUCCAAGAAAGAUGGCAUGUACUGUGAUAUCAGUGAUGAGCUGAACUUAGCAGUCAUGAAUGUAAUUUGUGAUAUGACUUUUGGACAGCGCUACGAAAUCACAGACACAGAGUAUAAAGAAAUCUUGGAGAGUAACAGAAAGUUCACUGCCGUUCUAGAACCUGGAGAUCCUAUAGACAUCAUACCAGCACUCAAGAUAUUCCCAAGCAAGAAGCUUCGUAUGGUGCAGGAAAUCGUUGACAUGCGAGAUUCCAUCCUUCAGAAGAAAUACGAAGAUCACCUCAGCACCUUCGACCCCGACAACAUCCGGGACCUUACUGACGCAUUUGUGGCGGCCAUGUUGGAAAGCAAGAAUGCGGGUAGUGACAUCAUCUUGACAGAUGACCACGUUGUCAUGGCAAUGUGGGAGCUUUUCACUGGUGGUUAUGAGUCCACGUAUAAGACGCUAAAGUGGGCGCUGAUCUUCCUCCUGAAUAACCCACAGGUGCAAACGAAAAUUCAAGAAGAAUUAAGUGCAGCGAUUGGCAAUCGACUACCACUAUGGAGCGAUCGGCAAAGCCUCCCUUAUCUUGAAGCUACAGUUAUGGAAACAUUAAGACGUAGCUCAUUCUCAUCACUCAAUGGGCCAAGAAGGGCUAUAUGCGACACCAAAGUGCAAGGCCUUGAUAUCCCUAAGGACACAACAGUCUUCUGUAAUCUGUGGUGGGUUCACCAUGAUCCAAAGCACUGGAAAAACCCCUACAGUUUCCAACCAGAUCGCUUCUUGGACAAUGACGGCAAGGUCUUCACACCCAAGAGUUUCAUGCCAUUCUCAGUUGGGCGUCGGGUUUGCCUGGGUGAGAAUCUAGCAAAAAUGGAGCUGUUCAUGUUCCUUGGGGGCAUAGUGCAGCGAUUUCAUCUAAAGACCCCCUCUGGGGAGAGCCCGCCCGAUUUCGAACCUUUGCCGGACAUGAUGCGAUCUCCACGAUUCUUUCGCCUCCAGGUUGUUAAGCGAUGAGAUAUAUUGGUCUUAAAGGGACACGCUACCAUGGACCGGGCGAGUUGGUCUAUGAAAAGCGUUUGAAACCGUUUGUUAUGAA